CUGACACUCGCACCCGCUCCCUGCCAGGCAGGUCUCCACACGCACCCGGCUCUUUCCAUUGUAGUCUGGAUUGGCUAGCCGUCCUAACUGGGCAUCUGCAGUUCCAGUGCGCUGUUCCCAGCCGCCCCACCCCAGAGGCGGACGCAUCUCAGCUCCAGGUCUGUCCCAGCUGGAUGCCCCAGCCAUGGGCAGAGCCCUGCUUCCACAGCAGGAUGCCGGAGAAUGGGAGCUCCCGGCUCAGGGCCCCCCCUGGAGAGAAGGGCGUCCUGCCCUCCAUAUGGCCACGCUGAGGGUCCUGAUCCUCGCCCUGCUCUGGAGGGGGUCCCUGUCCUUGGAGUCUGGUUAUUCCCUGGGGCUGCCGCAGUCGGUGUCGGUGCAGGAGGGUCUCUGCGUUCUCGUCCCCUGCACCUUCGCGUACCCAGCCUCGUACGACACCGACAAUCCCCGGGCCCGGCUCUACGGACACUGGUACAAGGAGCCCGCAACUGCGGGCCAGGAUCCACCCGUGGCCAGCACUAACCUCAACGAGAGCGUGUCUCAAGAGACCCAGGGCCGGUUCCGGCUGGUGGGGGAUCUGGCACGUGGCGACUGCUCCCUGCAAAUCAAUGACGCCCGAUGGAUGGAUGCAGGGAGAUAUUUCCUUAGAGUUGAGAAAGGAAACUUUAAAUACAGUUACGUCUCCAAUGACAAUCGCGCUCACCCUACGCUCGCGAUCUCUGUUCCAGGGCUGACGGAGGAGCCAGAGAUCCAGAUCUCGCCGGCGCGGGGGCUGCCAGGGACGCUGCUGGCCGGGGAGCCGGUGACUGUGACCUGCACGGCCCCCGGGCGCUGCUCCGGGCCCCCUCCCCGAGUCACCUGGACGGGGCCGUUCAGCAACACAGCCCAGGACGACUCAGCCCUGCUGGCGAACGGCAUCUGGGCCCGCAGCUCCACGCUGCGCUUCACACCCGGCCUAGGGGACCACGGCAAAGAGCUCGUCUGCACACUCACCUACCACCCACCAUGGGGACCUUCCACCCGCAGAACCAUCCGGCUACACAUCGGCUACCUGCCCGGCCCCCUCAGCAUCACUGGGACCCUGACCAGGAACGGACGCCCCGUGCCAGAUGCCUGGGGAGCUGAGGGCGACGUCCUGUCUCUGGAGACCCAGGAGGGCGACUCCCUGAGCCUGGACUGUGAGGCUGGGGGCAGACCCGAGGCCACCCUGAGCUGGGCCAAGGGGAACGAGUCCCUGAGCCCCGGCCAGGGAGGGGCCGGGCGCCUGGAGCUGCCGAAUCUCAGCAGAGGGGACGCUGGGGAGUAUCGGUGCUGGGCGAAGAAUCCCUUUGGGUCGGCCAGCCGGGCCCUGUGUGUGCACGUGCAGUCUCCAGUGGGGAAUCUGCAAAUCACCGUCUCCAGAGCCAACAGGAGCGACCCCCAGCUGUUCCAAGAUCCCGGCACCCCGGUGGGGAACGGCUCACAACUCACAGCCCGGGAGGGCGACUCCCUGCGGUUCCUCUGCUCCGUCGCCAGCACCCCCCCGGCUGUGCUGGGCUGGGUGAGGGGGGGCCGAGCCGUCGAGGGCGCCCGCCCCACGGGGGAGAAUCAGCUGCAGCUGGAACUGCCCAACGUGACGGCCGAGGACGGGGGGCUGUACGGGUGCUGGGCCCGGAACGAGGAGAGCUCUGCCCAGGGGACGUUCCAGCUGCUCGUCGAGUACAGCCCCCGGCCGGGGACCGGGCUGAACGCGUCCUGCCAGCGCCAGGGGCCCGGCGUCAGCUGCAGCUGCUCCCUGCGCUCCCACCCCCCGCCCCGGCUUCAGUGGCAGGUGGACGGGGAGCCCCUGGCUGGGAAUGGAUCGCGGGGGGCCCUGCAGGUCAGCUCGUGGGCCCAGGGGGACGAGGCCGUCAGCACCCUGAGCUGGACGGGGAGCGGGGACAGGGGCCCCCGGAUCUUCUGCCUCGGCUCCAACCCCCACGGGACCUACGCCGCCCUGCACUUUGAACUCAGCCCCCCGCAGAGAGGUGCGGAGGAGCCUGGCAAGCUGCUGGGCAUCGGGGUGGCCUGUGGGCUGGGGGUCGCCGUCGGCAUCUUCCUUCUCGGGCUCUGUGUGAUCAAGCUGCGGGGCCAGGGGCUGGUGGCCCCCAGCGAGGCCGGGGAGGCAGCUAAUGGGAGCCUGGCCAAGCACAAGGCAGAUGAUGCCAGCCGGAUCUAUGGUAACGUCACCACCAUCCCCAUGGAUCACAACACUCCAGCCGCCGGCCGGACCAAAGGCGUCCAGGACGGGGCUGCAGCAGCUCAGGGCCCGCUAGGCCCCGGGGAGCCGGAGGAGCUGCACUACGCCUCCAUCGACUUCUCCAAGCUGCAGCGCAAAGGGGGGGAGCCUCCGGAAGCCCCCGCCACGGAAUAUUCCGAGAUCCGAUUGAAAUAGCCCCCUCGCGCCAUGGGCCCAGGCUGGGCGUCUCCGGCCUGUCCAGUGCGGGGGCAGUCACAACAAGGAGGGAAGGGGUCAGCCCAGGGCUGGACCCUGGACAUGGGAAACCUGUGUCCAAAUCCCUGCUCCUCCUGCUCCCUGCUCCGGACUCAGAGUGGAGUCAACUAGGCCUUCGAGAUGCUGGAGCGCUGCAUUGUGGGGAGGUAUCCCAGAGUCCUCUGCAGCCGGGUCCCAAAGCCUGCCCCCUCCCAAACCCCACUGCCCCAGGGGGAAAGAGAGCCGCUCACCUCACAGCCAUAGAGCAUCUCUCUUCUACCCUGCCUGAGCCCCCACCAACUCGUUUCACAGAUGGAGAGCAUUUUCCAUCUCAGGGGCAGCAGCUGGCAAGAGUGGAGGGACGGGCUUGUGUCUAAGGUGCUGGCCUGGUACUCAAGUUUCAGGGGUUCUCGUCCCUGCUCCACUGAAAAUGCUGUGGGUGAGGUUGGGCCAGUUGCUGCAUCUGUCUGGCCUCAGUUUCCUCACUUUGAAAAUUGGGAUAAUAAUGGUGUCCUGGGCUCGUUAUGUUCUAAACCCCUCGGGGCAGGGACUGUGUGUCUGGGCAGCCCCUGGCACAAUGGGCCCUGAUCUCUGUCUAGGUCAAUCAGUGCCAUGUGAUUAUAAAUUCUUAAUAACGAUGCUCUAUUCAAGGUAACAUGUUCACUCCAAAGCCAAAAGCAUCUGACUGUAAAAUUCCCGCUUUACAAGCUGUUCCUUGAAAUAGAUUUUCAUGUGUCUUUUUUGUCCCUGCUACUUUUUUAACAAAGGGCCAAUAACAACUAUGACUUAAUUGUGUGCAGUGAAGAAUCAGUUUUCACUUCUGCCUUUCCCCUGGGAAGGCCCCGAUCGCGGUUGGUUUCUGGGCAGGUGUCAAGGUUCCUUCCCCACUCUGAACUCUAGGGUACAGAUGUGGGGACCUGCAUGAAAAACUCCUAAGCUUAUUUUUACCAGCUCAGGUUAAAAUUUCCCCAAGGUACAAACUAUUUUACCUUUUGCCCUUGGACUUUCGCUGCCACCACCAAACGUCUAACAGGGAUAUAAUUGGGAAAGAGCCCAUUUGGAAAUGUCUUUCCCCGCAAAAUCCUCCCAAAUCUUACACCCCUUUUCUUGGGGAAGGUUUGAUAAAAAUCCUCACCAAUUUGCAUAGGUGAACACAGACCAAACCCUUGGAUCUUAAGAACAAUGAAAAACAAUCAGGUUCUUAAAAAGAAUUUUAAUAGAAGAAAAAGUAAAAAGAAUUACCUCUGUAAAAUCAGGAUGGUAAAUACCUUACAGGGUAAUCAGAUUCAAAACAGAGAGAAUCCCUCUAGGCAAAACCUUAAAUUACAAAAAGACACAAAAACAGGAAUAUCCAUUCCAUUCAGCACAGCUUAUUUUAUCAGCUAUUUAAAGGAAUCAGAAUCGAACGCAUCUCGAGCUAGAUUACUGACUAAGUUCUCAGACUCCAUUCCUGUUCUUUCCCCGGCAAAAGCAUCCCACAGACCGAGAGAGAGAGGCUUUGUUUCUCCCUCCCCCCAGCUUUUGAAAGUAUCUUGUCUCCUCAUUGGUCAUUGUGGUCAGGGGCCAGCGAGGUUACCCUAGCUUCUUAACCCUUUACAGGUGAGAGGAUUUUUCCUCUGGCCAGGAGGGAUUUUAAAGGUGUUUACCCUUCCCUUUAUAUUUAUGACAGCAGGGCUGGGCAUAACACAGCCCUGAUCUCAGCUAGGACAGGGACUAGCUCUCGCUGUAUGUGUGGGCAGUGCCUGGCACACGGGGCCCUGAUCUCAGUUGGGCAGGGCCCGUCUCUCGCUGUGUCUGGACAGCACCCAGCUGUCAGGGACUCCCAGGGCUCACUCUCGCUCGGCUCUAUAUGGCCCUUGGGAGUGACCCUUCUUCGGCGUGACAGCCUCCUGGGAAGGUUCACUCUCUCUCCGGGGCUAGGCCCUCUGGCCCCAGCACCUCCUGGGACCACACCUCUGAGCUGGCCUGUCUCUGCCUUGGGCCCCCUUAGGGAGUCCCCUCACUCUGCACCCCAGGGUCCUCCACCCCCAGAGGGAGCAACGCCCCCCCCCGAUUGCUACCCUGUGUGACGAAGCAGGACUGUUCUUAAUGUUUCCUCUGAAUAUUGUGGGGGUGCCUCAGUUUCCCCUAUGCAGUUCUUAAGUAUCUAGGGGGUGGGAUAAGGGUGUAUGAUCGUUGCAGAGCCCUAGAGGGCAGGUGUGUGCAGGGGUCUGGACACAGAGAAUGGCCGACACCCUGUUUCCUGGCAACUGAUGGCCUGGCCCAUCCCCCCUGCCAGGUGAGAGCUAAAGGGCUGGAGAACAAAGGAAUCCGGUGACCUCCUGGCCCGGGAAAGGGACAAAGCCCAAAGGAAGAGGGGCUGGAGGGGGUUUCAGUUUGGGGCUGGCUGGAGACAUGGAGUGAAGGGCAGACGUGGUUGUCUGGCUCACUGCCCCCCAAAAUGGACCCGGCUGAGGGGUCCUGUUCUCUGCACCUACAAGCUCUGUUUUAGACCAUGUUCCUGUCAUCUAAUAAACUUUCUGUUUUACUGGC
Messenger RNA from Caretta caretta (loggerhead turtle), 4981 nucleotides. Its product is annotated as sialic acid-binding Ig-like lectin 14. The record is from RefSeq and is a predicted model, not a curated record. Gene Ontology annotation, biological process: cell adhesion. Gene Ontology annotation, cellular component: plasma membrane. Gene Ontology annotation, molecular function: sialic acid binding. Lineage: Eukaryota; Metazoa; Chordata; Testudines; Cheloniidae.